Messenger RNA from Paramecium octaurelia, 1750 nucleotides. The record is from the annotation of a GenBank genome assembly. Lineage: Eukaryota; Ciliophora; Oligohymenophorea; Peniculida; Parameciidae.
AUGGAAUCUAAGUCAAUCACUGUAAGUGCAAAAUUACAACAGUCCAAUUAUUCUGCCAUUUCAAAUCUUCCCAAACAUGUUAUCAGCUAAAUUAAAAGAGAAGGUAAAUACAAGAAAUAAAUCAUAAUAAGGUGACUUAUAUAUUUAAGCUGCUGAUAAGUGUGAGAAAAUUUGGAAUGAGAUGAGGAAGAAUGAUUUUAUAACUGAUGCUUAAUUAAACUUUAUAACAGUGCAAAGGGUUUUUGAUGCUUGCAGAACAGAGAUUGUUCAAUUAUUGAAACUGUAAAAUGAUUAAGACUUCUUUGAACUGUUUGAUUAAGAUAAUGAUGGGUAUGUGUUUCACUAUAUUCUACUAGAAUUUUAAAUGAGGAUGAGUAAAUCUUGGUGUUUUCUGUCAUUAAAGAGAAAAUGCAUUAAGUGGCUACAGCCUUACUAAAAAUAUAGGAAUAUAUAUUAUUUAAAUAGCUUAUGAAAGAACUACGAAUCUUGGAGGCAAACAUAGCACACUAUUAGAAUUAGCUUAGAUAGCGAAUCUCAUUAAAAGAGAGAAAAGUUUACAAAGAAAUUGGGCAGGAGAAAUUGGAUGAUUUCUAUGAUUAAUAUUAUUAGGAGUUUUAAUAACUUAUUAAAUAUAAGAUAGAUAGAAGGUAAAUUUUCUAUCAUAAUUGAGAGCAUAAUUAAAAUAAACUCAAGAAAAUGAACUUGGCUUGUUGGAGGAUCGCUUAUCCAAAGAUACAGAACUUAUGAAAGUUAAGCCAAAGAAAAAGUUAAAGGAUUUACAAACCUAAGAAAAAUUAGUUAGUUUAGAAGAAAGAGUUGAAGAAGCCUUAGACUUUCGAAAAGAACUUAAAGACUUAGAGAAAAACGAGUAGGACAGAGUCUAUAAAGUCUAAAAAUAUCGAAUCGAAAAAUAACAUAGUGAUUUAUUAUUCAAAUAGUAGAAGGAAAGAGAGUAGUUAGAGGGUAAACUCUAAGAAACAGAAUACAAGUUAAUAAUUCAAAUGAAAAAGGCAUAUGAUGUAUUACUUAAACAAAUUAAUUUGCACAAUAAUGAAAUCACGAGAAUACAAAGCUUAUCGACUAAUUUAGCAUUGAAGAAGGGAUUGUAUGAGGGAGAAGCAAAAAGAUAGAAGGUCUAAGCUCAAUUAUAAAAUGCGAUUAUUGCAUAAACCAAAGCUAUUAGCAAUUAGGAUAAAAAAACGAAUGAAUUAGAAGAAUUUUAAGAGUCAGAAACUAUAAGAAAGUUGGAAACUAGGAAAAGCAUGCAAAUAUCUGGAUCUCCAGGCUAAGUAAAUAGAAUUCAUAUUAAAGCCUAUUGUAACGGAAGAAAGUGACAAAACACCUAUGGGUUAGACAUUUAAAUUUGGGAAGAACAAGAAUUUCUAUUCAAUUAGAAAAAUAAUAAAAGAAUCAAAGAAUAUUACUUAAUUUUAUAUUUAAAAAAAAUAUGGAGCAGUAAUUAUAUUUCUUUAUCUAGGACUUACCUGUUAAUUUUGUGAAGAGUGCUCAUAAUCUGCAAGGAGAUCAGCAUGAAAAGAUUGAAAGGUUUUUAUCAGUUAAGAAGAAAUCUCAUCAUGAUAUGUUGCCUCCAAUAACCUAAUUGUAUGACGAUGAUAUGCAAGAGAGAGUAAGAAUUAUAAAUUAAUAAACAAAGCCAAUUAAAGGAAUUACUAAGACUGAUGAAGAAAUUUAAAAGGAGAAAGCAUUAAAACGGGCCUUUAUAAAUGAGAAGCUAUUCAGGAAUGAUUGA